AAAUCUUGCACUGGCACCGACGGAAGAUCCCAGCCAUCGCUUCAUCAUCCUCGUCCGUCGUCCAUCGUUCAUCGUCCGUCGUUCGCAUACAAUCUCCUCUGCUCGCCCUCUUCCACAGCAUGGCAUCCACAUCCUCCUCUUCCUCCGCAGCAUCAACCUCCUACGUCCUCCCCGGGCAGCCACUCCCACCUCCACCCUCGAGCACAGCAGCCACCACCUCUUCCACUGGCGUCUACUCGCGCGGCGAAUACCUCCUCUCCUCUCUGCUCGGUCAGCCCUCCUACCUCAAACCAGCAUCUGCGAAGAGCAGCAAGAGCUACACCAGGCAAGGAAGCGGGACUGUCACCAAUGGGGCUGCUGCGCUACAGGCAAGGGUCGAUACACCACUAGCGCCGCACCUCCGCUUACCAGAGCCAGACUCGGUCGUGCUGGGCAGAGUGACACGGAUCACCAGUCGGCAGGCCACUUGCUCCAUUCUCCUCGUCUUGCCCUCUACUUCGUCCAAUUCAUCAAGUACUCCAGCACCCACAUCCGCAGCGCAAGCCGGCUCCACGACGCGCCUCUCGCAGACGCUCGCCUCUGGUCGCGCAAACCAUGCAGCUGGGGAAGACCCUGCAGGUUUGGACUUUAGCGGGGUGAUUCGCUCUCAGGAUGUCCGUCUUACAGAGACGGACAAGGUCAAGAUGGGAGAGUGCUUCCGUGUGGGAGAUCUAGUGCGGGCAAGAGUGAUCUCCCUUGGCGACUCGCGCUCUUACUAUCUCAGCACAGCAUCCAAUGAGCUCGGUGUACUCUUCGCCACAGUCUCUACACCAGCCGACGUCCUGCCUUCCUCGAGCAACAGCGCACUGUUGCCCAGUCGUCUAUCAAACCCUGUUUCGGCCUCUGGAGAGUCUCAACAGACAGGCACAGCAGCCACAGCAGCAGGUGCAGGCGUCGUGGGAGUGGAAGGGGCACUACGUCCGCUCAAUUGGCAAGAGAUGGUGCAUCCUGCUACGGGCACGAGGGAAAAGAGAAAGGUGGCCAAGCCCGAUGGGGUCUGAGCGACAAAGGCGGGAGGGGAGGGGAGGGGAGGGGAGGGG
Molecule: messenger RNA, 1079 nt
Organism: Microstroma glucosiphilum
Lineage: Eukaryota; Fungi; Basidiomycota; Exobasidiomycetes; Microstromatales; Microstromataceae
Exons: 2
Coding region: 120-1040 (306 amino acids)
Biological process (GO): RNA processing
Cellular component (GO): cytoplasm; nuclear exosome (RNase complex)
Molecular function (GO): RNA binding
Source: RefSeq, a predicted model, not a curated record